This is a messenger RNA of Saccostrea cuccullata (small rock oyster), 1002 nucleotides long. RefSeq lists its product as uncharacterized. Lineage: Eukaryota; Metazoa; Mollusca; Bivalvia; Ostreida; Ostreidae. The transcript has a single exon. The record is from RefSeq and is a predicted model, not a curated record. The annotation marks the transcript as partial. Gene Ontology annotation, molecular function: DNA binding. Gene Ontology annotation, biological process: DNA integration; DNA recombination.
UGUCCUAAACGGUUAGCAGCAGCAUCAGUUAGAAAUAUUAUCCAGCACCUUGUAGAUAUAUUAGAAUUAGAGGGAAGAGGAAGAACUUACGAUGAAUAUUGUGGGGUUGGAAACCCAGCUGCAUCAGUUCAAAUUAAAGCUUAUUUGAAAUGUGUUCAAGAAGAGCAAGCAAAAGCACAUAUUCUCCCAAAGCAGGCAAAACCAUUCUUUUUAACAAAACUUGAAUCAAUAUCAAAGUAUAUAUGUAGAGAAUUAAGGAGGUCUGACUUAAAAUCAAAGGAAAGGUUUGUCUUGACAAGAGAUCAAGCGCUAUUUAAAUUACAGUUUUUUGCUGGUGACAGGGCUAGUGACAUAGCAAUUACUUUAUUGCAAGAAGUGAAAUAUUUAAGAAAAAAAGAUGGGUUUGCAUUGAAUCAUACAUUUGGAAAAACUCUUAGGGGAAAUGGAAAAACGAAUACAUUUGUAUUAAAAUGCUGCCCAAAUGAAAUCAUUUGUCCGGUUAGAGGAUUGGAGAUAUAUUUUGAAGAGGCAAAAAGAUUAGGGAUAGAUAUGUCUUCAGGGUAUCUUUUUAGAAUGGUGACCGAGUCAGGAAGGGUUAUUAAUGAUCCAAUGUCUUACUCCUCUAUAUAUGAAAGACUAAAAAGUUAUUUGAUUACUCUAGGGAUCUAUGAGGGUGAGACACCACAUAGUUUAAGAGCAGGUUGUGCUGUGCAUAUGUGUUUUUCUAAUGCGGCACAUAAUGUUAAUGAUCUUAUGAACCAUGUUGGAUGGGCUACAGAAAGCUCUGCAAAAUAUUACAGUAGAUAUGAAACUUUGUUAGAUGCAUCACAUACUGCUACAAGGUUAGCACAGUCUAGUGAGAGAGGAAAAGAAAUUGAAAAUAUGUUUAAAGAAAAUGCAAAUUUUGAUGACUUGACAUCUAUUGGUGAUCUUUAGCGCAUUUUUUGUUUUUUGUGUAGUGUGUGUGAAAUGUGAGGUUACAUAUUGUAAACAAAAGUAAAU